CAAAUCGAUUGCGCGGACGCAUCGGACGAGUCUUAUUGUGACCCCGAGAAUGACCCGAACGCUCCGGUCAGGUGUAAUGCCAACAAUUGCACUCUUCCCGACUGUUUCUGCAGUAACGACGGCACUCAGAUUCCCGGACAACUCAAACCCGAAGAGACGCCCCAAAUGAUUAUCUUGACGUUUGACGACGCCGUCAAUAACGAGAAUUGGGAAAUAUAUCAAAAAAUAUUUGCCAGUAACAGAACCAAUGCCAACGGGUGUCCGAUGUCUACCACUUUCUUCCUCAGCCAUGAAUACACUAACUAUAGACACGUCCAGAAGCUGUGGAAUGACGGCCACGAGAUUGCUAUUCAUUCCAUAACACAUAAACAGCCGGAGCUUUGGUGGACAUUCAACGCAACGAUGGAGGACUGGUUUGAUGAGUUCGCCGGAAUGGCUAACAUUGUUAACAGAUUCGCUGGAAUACCACUCGACGAACUCCGGGGCACAAGAGUUCCCUUCUUAAGAGUCGGAUGGAAUACACAGUUUAUUAUGAGUUUGGAUUCCUAUACGACUCAUCAAUGGUCGCCCCGCGAUCUGAUCCACCCCUUUGGCCGUUCACUCUUGAUUACAGAAUCCCUCAUAGAUGUCAUGGAUCUCGUCAGAGAUGUCCGUCGCGAUCGUUUCCCGGGACGUGGGAAAUGA
This is a messenger RNA of Medioppia subpectinata, 684 nucleotides long. The record is from the annotation of a GenBank genome assembly. NCBI's taxonomy places the organism in Eukaryota, Metazoa, Arthropoda, Arachnida, Sarcoptiformes, Oppiidae.